AUGUACAUACCUGCCUCAACGGUAUUUACAUACCUGCUCAACGGCCUGCUCAUGCUCGCCACGUUCUUUGUGUGCCGCGUGGCCAGUCUGCCCUACGUGUGCCUCAUGUACAGCCGCGAGCUCGGCCUGCCUUACUUCGAGGUACUGUAUUUACAUACCUGCUCAACGGCCUGCUCAUGCUCGCCACGUUCUUUGUGUGCCGCGUGGCCAGUCUGCCCUACGUGUGCCUCAUGUACAGCCGCGAGCUCGGCCUGCCUUACUUCGAGGUACUGUAUUUACAUACCUGCUCAACGGCCUGCUCAUGCUCGCCACGUUCUUUGUGUGCCGCGUGGCCAGUCUGCCCUACGUGUGCCUCAUGUACAGCCGCGAGCUCGGCCUGCCUUACUUCGAGGUACUGUAUUUACAUACCUGCUCAACGGCCUGCUCAUGCUCGCCACGUUCUUCGUGUGCCGCGUGGCCAGUCUGCCCUACGUGUGCCUCAUGUACAGCCGCGAGCUCGGCCUGCCUUACUUCGAGGCAAUAAAAUCUCUCCCGACCGGCUGCAAGGUAUCCAUCUGCAUCCUCCUGUUACCCCAGCUGUACUGGUUCUACCUGAUGAGCGCGGGCGCACUGAAGAUGUUCCUCGGCUCGGCCAAGCCCAAGAGCGCCAACUCGCUGAACUGCAACAAGUCCGCCGGCGACGCCGAGCGAGUGGACCGCGCCGACGCGGCCGAGCUCGCCGACAAGCGCAGUUGAUACCGACGCCGCACUCGACGGAACCGGAAACCAAAGUCUUAGGCCGCAGGUCAGGGCUGUGUCUACUGUACCGGCUUUGUAACACUAAUAUACAUCUACCCACGUAUGUCUUCUGUCGAGCGAUUGCGAUCGCUAUCUUUACUUGUCUUAAAUCGGUAUCUUCGGAUUGGUCGGGGAGGACCAAUCAGAAUGUGGUAUGUUUGACAUGAUUAUGGAUGAGUUGUUUUGAUUGGUCUGUUCUGGACCGAUCUGAAGUUAGCUAUUUGUAUCGGCCGUAUAUUAUCGUAAUGUGUUUCCGUUUCGUAUCUAUAGUAUGCCAUACAUAGCUUAGUUAGGUGGGGCAUAAUUGAUAGUCUUUAUUUUUAAUUUUCUUGUAAAGUGGGUAGAUGUUUACAUUUCUGUUAUCAAGCGUGUGAUUGCAUUUUAAAGUAUUGGGGUAUCUGGAUGCAAAGGCGAGUUUCUAUCUAUUCGCUUGCGUUCAUGUCUUUAGAUUUGUGUAGAAUAAAUAUAACACCAUCUAGUGUCUAUAAUAUGAAAUUGAUACUCUCUAAUAUAAAUACGAAUAAUUAAACAUGUCUGGUAUGUUUUAUCAACAUUUUAUUUUCUUAUUCGCUUACUCUUUUAGUUUUAUUUUAUGUUUUACUGGAGACUAUUAUAUUACACAUAUUAACAAAUAUCUAUUCGGUGUAUAAAUAAUGUGUGAACAUAUUUUGUGAAAUAUAUGAAAACUCUGUUAUAUGUCAUAAACAUUUGACGUUUAGUACCUUUCCUAACCAUUGCAUGCUUAACAUGUUAGCCGGCUAACAUGUCAGGUACGCAUAUCAGGGGAAAAAAAACUUAUUAUUUAUUUUAUAUUUUAUUAUUAUUAUUAUUUAUUAUUAUAAUAAGGUUAUUUUUUGUGACACGCGUAACUGUCAUGUUAGCCGGCUUACAUGUCAAGCAUGCAUGGGUUUACAAGCUAUGCACCCAGAUACCCCAAUACCAGGUACUGACAUUAGAACUACCCUCAAAUCUAGUAACGCCAAGUCAGUGACUGUAGACAGUAGAUGGCAUGACGCUUACAACGCGACCGCUCCGUGUCGGAGCUUGUCCACUGCACGGCCUAUGUAACAAUAUACAACUACCCACAUAUAAAUACGCGCAAUUUAAUUUGGAAAAAUAUGUUUUCAUUUUUACAACUAGUUUUUUCUCGCCGUGAAAGUUUUCCGGGAUAAAAGUCCCUCUAUAUAUUUUCCCGGAAUAGAAAGUAGCCUAUAACCUUCCCAGGGUCUUAAACUAUCUCCAUACCAAAUUUCAUAAAAAUCCGUUCAGUAUUUUUUGAGAAAAUCGAUAACAUACAGACAGACAGAAAAGGAGGCUUUGUUUUAUAAUAUGUAUAGAUAUAUUCGAUUAAGUUAAAUAAAACGAACUAUUACGUACGGCGGAUUUGGAUAAACUCUUAAUAUCUUAACUGCAUUUUUAUGGCAAACAAAAUAACUCAUUUGUAAGCUUGUGAAAUAAAGUUUAUUCUAAUUGGUUCAUUUUCGCCAUCGAUAUGAAGGUAGCCAGUGUUAUAGCGAAUUAACUCGUACCUAACUUCACACCUAGUUAAAUUGCGCGUAUUAUACUUUUUAACUACAAGAUCUGCCUUCCCCAGUGGAUAUGAAUUUUAAGCAUCAUUUCCCACAAAAUCUCGACGUGGAUUUUAAUAAUUAUUAAUGUUUGUCGUUAAUGUUAUAUAGGCUGUGAUACGUUUUAGAAUAUAUAUAUUUAUUUAUUAGCGGAUUAUGACUGUGACUUUUAAAGCAUUAAUUGCUAUCGGUUACACAGCAGGCUUGUUUAUUUUACAUAUAAAUAUAUGAAAUACGCAUUUUAAACUAAUUGUGUUUUAAUAACGGUUAAUAAGGUGUAUUUUGGAUUGAAACAAAUGCAUUGCAAUGUUAGUUUAAUAGAUUUAAUAUAGCAUCAUAAGUCGACAGCAAUUAAUUUGGUGUCACGGCAAACUCGUUUUAAUCUUUCAUAAUUCAAACAUAAAUGUUAAUUUUGUGUGCGGUUCCGCCCGUGUUCCCGGAAUAAUUCCAUCAUAAUGGCUAUCUUAAGUGUCGCUUUUCGGAAUCAGCUUGAGUACGAUAUGUCACAGGCCUACCAAACCUAAUUUUAUAGCCUACUCUGCCAUGAGUAACUCUAUCACAUGGUUUGCUGGUAGGAUAUUUGUAUCCGAUUUGUCACUACACAAGGCGUAAAACUCCAUAGUGGCCCACGUGGGUCGCGUUCCGGGAUCAUCCUGUGUAUAUCCGGUUUCAAACAGGCCGGCAUAAUUGUAUCGGCUAGUGGAAUUAACAUCUCCAGUCAGUCGAUACUAUCUCCACUCCACUUACCAUCAGGUGAAGUGGGUUCACUCAGAUCGGUACAUACGGUCUCUCACAACCGAUAGACAUACCACCAGUGAAUGUUUUCAAAGAUGCCAAAUUAAUUGCCGUAGACGGUAAUCUAUACAAAUAUUAGAAUCUAGAUAUUUUGUAGCUUUUCAUUUAUAUCGCGGUUAAUACAGUCAUUAUUUUAGGAAUCUCUUAUUUAUAUGUUAAGUGGAUGGGCAGCUCCCAGUGUGAGCCUGCGAUGGCCUUGGUGUUUCCAUAUUAUAAUGUAAUUAAAAUUUAUAGUUCCAAUAUAAUAUAUUUAUAGGUGUAACGCACAGAAAAAUGUUUAUUAAUGAGCUUUCAAUGGCGAAAAUUUUAGUGUUUGGCCUUAUUUAGCGGAGAUAAAAAUUUGGUCUUGGGGAAAAGUAAUGCCCCUUUUCACUGACUAUAGGAAUUAUCUAACAAGGAGGACAAUUAAUUACUAAGUAAACUAAAGUUAUAAUAAAAAAUUCUAGGAUUGGCCAUCUUUGAAACAUAUUUUCAAUUAACAGACUAGAUUUUGAAAAGGAAAUGAUUCCCACUACAAAAAUCUCAACCACUGCAGCCAUAUGUGUGAUGCCAGCGCCAUCUGAGUAAAAAAAUCAUAGUAAAUAUGUAAAUGUUACCCAAGGGAGUAAAUUACCGAGACAAAAAGUAGUCUAUAUGGUGAUCCAGUUCAUAGUGUAAAUUUGUUCAGCGAUUUCUAACAAAUUAACAUUUCCAUAAACUUUUCGCAUUUAUAAUUAUAAUAUUAUAAGACGAGAGAACGAAUAAUUACAAUUUUUAAGUUGCCUAGUAGAGACUUUCCCGCUCUCACACCACUACAACUCUUAUAUGCCAGGAUCAGCAGUGCCACUUUAUGACACCGAGCGGUGAAGCUCGGCGAGUCUUAGGGAAAACUAAUUUGUCAUUAUCUAAGUUGCCUAAUAGAAAUAUGUUGGGGAAACGAAUUGCAAAAUAUCACCUUGCGGUAGAUGUAAUCUAAUGAAAUCUUAUGUUCGUUGUUGGUGAAAACGGGCAUACAUUUUAGAAAUAAUGUUUAAAUUUUCAAUAUUGAAAGCUCAUCGUCAUUGUGUGACUUAAAACAAAAUUUUAAACAGGCGCUCUGAUCGCCAUUUUUAAAAUAAAUUAUAUUAAAAUACCUUCCAUACCUUUUCGAGAUUGUUUCAGGCUAAAUUGUUGACUCAAGGCAGCUUUGUUAUCCAUUUAUUUGGUAAUAAAAAAUAAUAUUUUUUAGUGUUACCAUGAUUUUACUCGCGGGAAAAUUUUAGAAUAAAGGUAACGAUUAAGGGUUGUUUCCACUGGCGAGAUUCGCGCGAUAUCGAUUUUGUUUAUAUGAGUAAACUUUAUACGUUUUCCAUGUACAGAGGAAAUUUGAAGUUAUGCCAAGCGUGUAUUCUAUGGGGUGUAAAUCGGCUUAUUUCCUUUAUACAGUGCAGUUUUAACACAGCCUAGAUGUGAUUAUAUUAAGGUAGCAUCCGAGUAUCGAUAUACUUUGUACUCGAUCUGAUGCUCUUCACAAAAAGUGUUGGUUUCGAUUCUGCUGUGAGACUUACCGCUAAACUAUCCCAAUCACUUUUUGCGAUCUAUCUCAAAAAUGGACCCAUCGGAACACAGUUUUGCUGACAAACAUACGAAUAAGUUAUUUUGAUUGUUUCAUCCUCGGAAUUGGAUUUAAGUUGAGACUGGGAUCGUUUAUUGAAAAUGUCUGUAAAAGUGGUGGCUGAUACACACGGCAUAGAUUUAUUAGUGGGUGAUGAGGGUUGUUAUAAAGAUAUAUAUAUGUAUAUUUAUUUCGUUGAUCGAAAUUUAUUUAUUAUUUAAACAAACUUAUUACUAUCGCCGCGAUUAACUCGCUUGUGGAACGACCCCUUAUUAUAGGAGCAUUUAAAGAGACGAAAUAAUUUCUAAUUUCGAUCGUUCAUAUAGCUUUACAUGUUGCUUUUGCAUUAUUAUUUUUGGUCUCCUUCCAUUUUUACUAAAAACGUUUACUGGUCAAGUAUUUAUGGUUAUAUUUAUAGAGAAAAAUAAUUGUUACGAUGUAUUGUUUGAUGGUUGAAAUUGUUUUUGUCGGCUCUAUAAAACUGUCUUGCAGAAAUAAUAAUACGCUCCAUAUUUCAAGAUUCAAGGUUAUUUCCAUUUAUAAGUCUGGUAUAUUGGGUAACCUUCAGCUCUUCUUCUUAAAUAUUCCUAUUUAUCACUUCCAAAAGUCCUAUAUAAUUUUAAUAUCUUUACAUAAUUACAAUAAUAAUGAAAUAGAGUGACUGAUAAUUUUACUGUGGGUUUCCAAAAAAUUUACCUUUUUUGUCGUAUUCACCAAAUUUUAUCACAUACAAGCUCUUCCCUGCGGCACCGCCCGCGUGAAGAAGAUUUUCUGGGAUAAAUAUUUUCACAUGAUAAAAAUUAGCCUAAAGCAUUUAGGAGUAUUGCAAUUUAACGUAGCUUCCUAUAAGAGAAAAAAAUUCAAAAUCAGUUGAGUAGUUCCUCAGAAUAGCGCAUUCAAACAAACUCUUCAGCUUUAUAUUAGUAAAGAUUCUCCAAUACUAAAGAGCUUACAAAAAUGAUUUCAACCACAACAAUUAAAUUGAUCUUAUGAAGUUUAGAAGACGUUUUGAAGGAUAAUUAUGACGCUGCGUCCGGGAACUAUGUACUUUAGGACAGAGUGAAGUGUAGUGAAAUGGAAUAAUUGUUGUAGUGAUACGGUGUUGGUAGGGGAGUGUUUUGGAAUAAUGGUGUCUUCUAACUUUUAUAAAAGGUAGCACAGAUAUUCAGUAAUUUAAAGUAACCAUCUAUUGUUUUGUGGAUUUAUUUAAAUUGUAUUAUGGAUGAAAAUAUUGUUAACAUUAAUUGAAAUCAAGGGAGUACUUACCUUGUAUGUUGCACUUUGGGUUUAUUGUUAAAAUUGGUGUUUAGGCAUUUAUAUUUAGAGUUCAGAUUAGAAAAUGUAUUAUCGAUCGUAUUUCAUAGAAGUUUUAUAUGGGUAGGUAGAUAUUCAUAGUUCAAAGCAAAAGAUCAGUAGAGGGUCUACUCCAUUGUAUACAAGAGGUUUAUUUGAAAGCAGUAAAAAUAAAUAUUUUUUCCUUAAAUUCAGAAUCUCAAAAAUUUUUGAUUUACAAAAUGUCCAUGCUUUAUUUAGAAUAAAUCUUGAGGCUAAAUUAUUUAUUGGGUUAUAAAUUGUUGUGUUUUAACUAAAUUCUUUUCUUAACCCCUUUCAUGCGGUUGACGUAUAAUCACGUCAUUCAAAUUUGAUGCAAUAACUCACCGAAAACUCAUGGUUUAUUGUUGGUAUAACUACCAAGAGUUUCAAGUAUGAAAACAGUGAUUUUAGGAUGUGUAAAACCGUUUGGGAUGGGUUGAACGUUUUUUGCUAAUAAUUUAAUGUGAAAAUAUAUGCAGCCUUACGAGAAAUGUUUGUGUCUAAAUUGAGGACUCGAUGCGAAAAGUGCAUUUCAUGUAAUAAUAUUCAUUUCUAGUACAUUUAAAAUGUCUUCUAAUUGCUUAGUGUAUUUGCCCCGAGUUCCUAACUAGUAAGUCAUACAUGGCCUCUACCAUUGUUAAACGUAAUAUCACUGGUUAAUUGUGUUGAAUUUUUAAAUCUUCCAAUUUUACUCUUCCUAUUUGCCAAAACAUGCCUUUGAUUUGUGAGAAAAUUGAGUUUCUAUAUAAUACAAUGACAAAAAAUACGUAUUGGACGUAAGCAAUUUGGAGCCAUUAUAGUCGGACUAAUUGUUCUUUUGUAAAGGGUGAAGAUUUUGAUUCUGAUCCAUUGUGGAUUACUGGUAUUUUGUAUUACAUGCUCUCAUAAAUGGUGAGUAUUAUUAUAAAUGGUUUUAACAUUUUCUCACAAAAUAAAGGUAACAUUUUUCAUAAAGACAUUUACUAUUAUAACUAACGUUGACUAAUGAUUCCGAUUAAAUAUGGAAUUUAUUGCAUUUCUAUUAUAGUAGUUGUAAUAAGAAAGAGCUUAAAUAAAAAUGGUUUUAGUGACUAGAUAUUUUAGGAACGAAUGCAUCGCGUGUUUACUUUCCAUUUACAUUGUGGUAUUGUUGUGUCGUGUUUAACUCUUUUUGUGCUUCGACGUAUCAAGACGUCAUGAAAGGAACAAGACGUCUUUAUACGUCCCAGUAAACUUGCAGGAAAAGUUUGGUACAAGGAUUGUAUUACUCGUGUUCUAGGAAUAAUUGUUUUGCACAGAAAGGGUUAAUAGUUAACAUUGUACGCACAUUACUAAGGGAUUUAUGUUAAUUUGUAUAACGUGUGUACCUUAACCGUUAAAUAUUGUCUUGUUUAAUUUAUUUUUGUAACAAUAUCUGCUGACUUAUUUCAAAAGAUCUAGGAUAUUUAUUGUCUCUAUAACAUGGUAUUGGACUGUGAAAUAAAGCUGGGCUUAGCUGAGAAAUUAUGAAUCAAAUAUCUCUCUGCUGCAAUAAAUGUGAUUUACUUAUGUGGAGACAUUUUGACCGUUUAUGGGUUAGUUGUUUCCUAGUUCAGCCCCUGCUUUCCCAACAUUAUAGUUUUAUUUGAUUUUAUUUGUUUUGUAUCACAUUUAAGUCCAUUAAUUAACGUUUUUAUUGCAUUAAUACUUAAAUUAUUCAAAGUCAGCAGAUAGCCUUUAGAUAGAUUUGAAAUUAUUUGUAAAUCUCGAAAUAUUUUUUUGUGUAUAGUAUUCGAGUAUGUUGGUGGUGACUUGCUGUCGUUACAAAGCCAGUGUUACCGAUGUUACUGUGGUUAUAUAGUCGUUAUGUGUUAAUGUUGGGCGCGCGGAUCAACACAGUUAUAAUGACACCGUAGUCGGAGAGAAUGGAUGAAAAAUAUUGAAUUCAAAUACUUCCGAAUAGAGUUCUUUUUUAAUAAUUAUAGGUCAUUAACUAUGUACUAAUUUUGAUAGAUAAACUUAAUGUUAUUCAAGUCAGUUAUUUAUACCCAUGACACUUUAUUCCAAAUAAACAAAAUACUUUAUUGAAACAAUCUUUUCAAAUCACUUUUAAAAAAACCUUGUCUAAAAAUUCUGAUAAAUAUUUAUGUUUUGAUUUAUUUUAUCGAUUUUAAACAAAAAUCGAUUAUAAAACUAUAUCGAUUGCAAAUUACACCAAAAUCGAAUUAAUUGAUAUUUUAUUUACGGGUUAGGAAUUAAAGGUUUGGUUUAUCAGAGCUCCAAAUAUGUGAUUUAUAUAAUUAUUUGUUCAUAAACGUUUUGAAUUUUCACAAUUACAUCCACUAAUAAGGAUUUUGCUGGUGGUAGGAGAUAUAUCCGCUCGGAUAGCGACCGUACAAUAUAUUAUGUUCAAACGCCAUAGUGACACACAUGUGUCGCGUCCCUGGAUCAGCUCGUGUAUAUCCGUUCCACAGGCCGGCAUAAUUGUGUCGACUGUCGAGGGGUAAUCAUCUCUCGUCAGUCGAUUUUCUAUUGGACCUAAUACCACUUACCAUCAGGUGCAGCGGGGUCCCUUUGCUGUGCUCAUAUAUAUAAAAUAUAUAUGAUGUGUUAGUAUCCGCGCGUCCACCCAUAGUCAAUGCGGAGUGAAGUAGAAAUAAACUGUUUUCACUGAGUGUAACUCGCGGUGGUCGCCGCAACCAUUGUUCGCACUGAGUGUUUUAUAAAUGUAUAGAAUAUU
Messenger RNA from Manduca sexta (tobacco hornworm), 8725 nucleotides. RefSeq lists its product as uncharacterized. Gene Ontology annotation, biological process: lipid homeostasis. The transcript has 2 exons. The record is from RefSeq and is a predicted model, not a curated record. The coding region runs from base 1 to 735 and encodes 244 amino acids. NCBI's taxonomy places the organism in Eukaryota, Metazoa, Arthropoda, Insecta, Lepidoptera, Sphingidae. Gene Ontology annotation, cellular component: endoplasmic reticulum; membrane.